Messenger RNA from Corylus avellana, 2503 nucleotides. RefSeq names its product DNA ligase (DUF630 and DUF632). NCBI's taxonomy places the organism in Eukaryota, Viridiplantae, Streptophyta, Magnoliopsida, Fagales, Betulaceae. The record is from RefSeq and is a predicted model, not a curated record.
AGUAUAUCCUUCUCUCUCUCUCUCUUCACGCUCUCAUUGCUCUGUAAACCUCACUCUCUCUCUGUACCCAACUAACAUGCAUGAUUCUCUCACAAAGCCACCAUUUUAGCUGUUUCGAAACCUCAAAGCACCCAAGUUUCCACAUCUGAAUCUCUCUCUCGCUCUUAAGAGUAAAGUAUACGGUCCCAACAAAAAGACCCAGAAGAAAUGGGUUGCGCACAGUCUAGAAUAGAGAACGAGGAGUCGGUGUCGCGGUGCAAGGAACGCAAGAACCUCAUCAAAGACGCCGUAAUAGCCCGCAACGCCUUCUCCGCUGGCCAUUCCGGCUACGCCGUGGGCUUAAAGAACACCGGCGCCGCGCUCAGCGACUAUGGUCAUGGCGAGGCCGAAGAGCCCCACCAACACCACCACCAGCCUCCGGCGGACCCGACCGCCGCUCAACCGCCUCCGCCGCCUCCGCCGCACAUGGAAAAUCUUCCGCCGCCGCCGCCGCUCCCGAACUUCUCGCCGAGCCCCAUCCCCAUUAAGCGCGCCACCAGCAUGCCCGCCAUGCCCACGAAGCCCCGAAAGGUCAGGGCCAUUGCCAUUGCGGAAGAAGAAGAAGAUGAUGAUGUAGUAGAAGGCGAAGAAGACGAGGAAGAAGACAAUGAGGGCAAUGUUGGAAUGGAGGAAAAGAACGGUAUUAUUGCAAAGGGUGGUACAAGAAAUGGUGUCGGAGAAGUAGACCCCCCACUGACACCGGACAUGAAGGCGGUCCCACCGAUGCCGGAGUCAAAGGGCAUGGCCUGGGACUACUUCUUUAUGGUGGAGGAGGGUAUGGCCCCUGGGCCAUCUCUAGGCGAGAACGUUGAGGCUGAGAAUGUGAGCGAAGGUGUGGCCUUUGGCGGACAACCCAAAAAUGUGGAGCCUAAUGGGGUUGAUUUUAGAGAUGCGGUGGAGGCUAAUGGGGUUGAUUUUAGAGAUGCGGUGGAGCCGAAGACGCCGGAGAAGCAGAUAGAGCACGCCAACACGGCGCCGCCGGAGAUGAGGAGAAUGGCGAAGGCGGUGGGGAGUGUGAGUUUAUUGAAGAUAUUGGGUGAGCUUGAUGAUCAUUUCCUCAAGGCCUACCAGAGCGCCCAAGAGGUCUCCAAGAUGCUGGAGGCAACUCGCUUGCAUUACCACUCCAAUUUCGCUGAUAAUCGGGGACACAUUGAUCAUUCUGCAAGGGUCAUGCGCGUUAUCACCUGGAAUAAGUCGUUCAGAGGUGUAUCCAAUGGUGAGGGUGGGAAGGAUGACUUUGAUUCAGAAGAAUACGAAACUCAUGCCACUAUUUUGGAUAAGCUGUUAGCCUGGGAAAAGAAGCUUUAUGAAGAAGUCAAGCAAGGUGAGCUAAUGAAGCUUGAGUAUCAAAGGAAGGUUGCUCUGCUGAACAGGCAGAAGAAACGAAGUUUGAGUCCUGAAUCCUUGGAAAAAACAAAAGCAGCUGUAAGUCAUUUGCAUACGAGAUAUAUAGUCGACAUGCAGUCAAUGGAUUCAACGGUUUUGGAAGUAAAUCGCCUACGUGAUGAGCAGUUGUACCCAAAACUUGUUGCUCUUGUUGAGGGGAUGGCCAAAAUGUGGGAAAGCAUGCGCCUGCAUCAUGACGGUCAGCUGAGACUUGUUAUAGACCUCAAAGCCCUUGACAUUGUAGAUACUUCCAAGGAAACAACGAAACACCACCAUGACCGCACUGUCCAACUCUGGAAUGUUGUCCAAGAAUGGCAUUCAGAAUUUGAAAAGCUGGUGACCCAUCAAAAACAAUACAUCCGAGCUCUUCACAGUUGGUUGAAAUUAAAUCUCAUCCCCAUUGAAAGCACCUUAAAGGAGAAAAUCUCAUCCCCACCUAGAGCCCAGCAUCCUCCAAUCCAAGCCCUCCUCCAAUCGUGGCACAACCAUCUUGAAAAGCUUCCAGAUGAGCUUGUGAAAUCUGCAAUUUCCUCCUUUGGUGCUGUGAUAAAAACCAUAAUAAUUCAACAGGAGGAAGAGAUGAAGCUAAAAGAGAAGUAUGAGGAGACCAGGAAGGAGUACUACCGCAAAAAACAAGCAUUUGAGGACUGGUACCAAAAGUAUAUGCAGCGGAGGGGGCCAGAGGAAAUAGAAGCUGAAAGGGGUGAAGAUGCAAAUCCCAAGGAUCCCAUGUCAGAGAAGCAAUUUGCUAUUGACAGCUUAAAGAAGAGAUUGGAAGAGGAAGAGGAAGCUCACCAGAAACAUUGUAUUCAGGUGAGAGAGAAGUCACUGGGCAGUCUCAAAUCUCGUUUACCUGAGCUCUUUCGUGCCAUGUCAGAUUAUGCUCAUGCCAGUUCUGAAGCAUAUGAGCAAAUAUGGUCCAUCACGCAGUCACAGAAAUCUAAUGGGGGUCCCUCGUGAGGUUAUCUUAACCCUGUUUCGUAGUAAAGUUUAAUCAAAACCUGUCGUUUUCCAGACAAACUUGUUUUAUUAGCGAAGCGAUGAUGUAAUGUUAUGAUCUUUGUUGUUGUGUGGGAAA